Molecule: messenger RNA, 960 nt
Organism: Rosa rugosa (rugosa rose)
Lineage: Eukaryota; Viridiplantae; Streptophyta; Magnoliopsida; Rosales; Rosaceae
Product: cysteine-rich repeat secretory protein 38-like
Exons: 1
Coding region: 1-960 (319 amino acids)
Source: RefSeq, a predicted model, not a curated record
AUGGCCAGUGGAAAUAACAUGACAGACAUAAUGGUUUCCUCACGUCUAAUCCUUUCUCCCAUCUUGUUACUUAUCAUCAUCAUUAGUACCACCGAUCAAGCGGCCACCCUUGCUCAGCCGCAGCCGGCGGCUGAUCUGCUAAAUCACUUCUGUUCAAACGACAAAGGUAACUACACCACGACCGACACCUAUCGCACAAACCUUAACCACCUUCUUUCAUCCCUUCCCUCUACCAAGGGCAGCGACUUUGGCUUUUACAAUUCCUCCUAUGGCGGAAAUACAUCAUCCGAGGCAAUAUAUGCAAUCGGACUGUGUAAAGGAGAUAUCGGAACCACAAGCGACUGCCUUCAAUGCCUCAAUGCAUCUAGAAGUGCUCUCAUGGAUCUAUGUCCCAAUCAGAAGGAGGCCGUUAUUUGGUACGACAACUGCAUGCUGCGCUACUCAAACCGCUCCAUAUAUGGUGUCAUGGAAACGCAGCCAACUUUUGAUAUGUGGAGCACACAAAGCGUAACAUCAUCCAAAUUUGAUAUGUUUUUUCGCAAUCUCACCAUCUUACUCGAAAGAUUAGGAAUUGAAGCUGCAGCAGGUGGUUCUCUGAAGUUUGCGAAAGAUAACGCAACCAUUCUCAACUAUAGUAACGGCGGACUAUCAUCCUUAACGGCACUUGUAGAGUGCACUCCUGAUUUGUCCGAGUUACGGUGCAGGACUUGCUUACUUGGGGCUUUUGAAGACUUACCGGAAUGUUGUGAUGGAAAGGAAGGUGGGCGAGUUCUUAGACCCAGCUGUAACUUCAACUAUCAGCUGGACCAGGUUGACCCCACCAAUACCACAAUUCCCGAGUCAGGUAGAUGCAUAAUUUGUCCCAAAAGAAAAAAGGGUAGAUACAUUGACGCAUAUACAUGUAUGCAUUGUAAAAUUAUGUUGAUCUUUCCGUUAUAUUUCUUUUGCACAACAAAUUAA